AAGAAGAGUUUAGGAAGCAAAGAGGAUGAUGAUAUGAUCGGAAGUGGUUCAAAUUGAAAGCCUAAUCCAAUUAUUUUCUCCGCCCAAAACCUCUUAACAAUGAGUCUCCGAUUGAUUCCGAAUUCCGGCCACUCCUUCCAUCUCCGCCGCCCCACAUUCCUCCGCUUCAACAACCAUCGCCUGAGAGUUUUCUCACCGCCCAAACACAAUCCCUCUCUUUCACUCCGCGCAGAAUCCAGCGCCAGAGAGCGUUUCUCCAACCUAAAUGAACCACCAAUGGAGGUCGAAGUAAAGCUCCGCCUUCCAGAUUCUUCAUCUCACCAGAAACUCUCCGAUCUUCUCUCUCCUCACCACAUCAAGACGCACAAUCAACAGAACAUCUUCUUCGACGGCGCCAACGCCGAGCUCUCCUCCAGCCUCGCCGUUCUCCGCAUCCGAUUCUACGAUGAUGACAGCCACUGCAUCCUCUCUCUCAAAGCGAAACCUGUAAUCUCCGGCGGAAUCAGCCGCAUCGAAGAACAUGAAGAACCGCUGGAGCCGUCGAUCGGCCGCGCCUGCGUGGAGGAACCAAAUCGUAUGCAGUUGAUGGAAUGGUCGAAGAUUUUGGAGAGAGUGAAAAAGGAGUACGGGAUUGGGAGAGAGGGAUUCGUGUGCUUGGGAGGAUUCAGGAACGUGAGAAGAGUUUAUGAAUGGAAGGGAUUGAAAUUGGAAUUGGAUGAAACUAUUUUCGAUUUCGGAAGGAAUUAUGAGAUGGAAUGCGAGAGUGAGGAACCGGAACGAGUUAUGGAUUUGUUGGAAGGGUUUUUGAAGGAGAACGGGAUCGAUUAUUCGUAUUCGGAGGCUUCCAAGUUCGCAAUUUUUCGAUCCGGGAAGUUGCCAACCUUCUGAAACUUUUCUGUUUCCAUUUGUUUGGUUUCUUUUCCCACAUAAUCAAGUUGUACUUUUUCAAUCAAAACAUGAUUAACCAUCGCCCGACACCGACACGUUCACGAUAAGUCUUCAACAAACUCAAACUUCAUUUUUAUUUUUCGCCCACUUUUGCAACUUGAUCAAAUGUUCGGCCACAUGCCAUCCAUACAUGCAAGUUUGCUCGCUACGUUCUAGCUAAUUUACCUCUAUUCUAUGCCAAAUCAUGUAGCUCACUCGAGCCAAAGUCCUUCGAAUGUAAUAUCAUACUAUCAUCCCAUCAUUGUGAUUCUCAACAA
This is a messenger RNA of Cucurbita pepo subsp. pepo (vegetable marrow), 1205 nucleotides long. NCBI's taxonomy places the organism in Eukaryota, Viridiplantae, Streptophyta, Magnoliopsida, Cucurbitales, Cucurbitaceae. The record is from RefSeq and is a predicted model, not a curated record.